UUAUAAAACCGCAUCAUUAAUUCAAUUAGCCGUCGUGCACGAUUAUAAUAAUGUAAAAAAGAGACGGAUCAGACAGGGUCAGAAAUCUAACGAGAAAAUUUCGAUUUUAAUAUGUAUUAUCAGAGAGAAGCUUUGCUUAUUCUCUCUCAUUCUCUCUGCUCUAUUCAAUACAAAUUCUGCGAUAUUUAAUGCAACAUAAAGGUUGGAAAUUCUUUACUGGAGCACAGUGAAAGAACAAGAGGAAUGUAAGAUUUGCGAGUGAAAGAUGUCGGCCUUGAAAGUUCUAUGUAUUAUUAUUUUGAUUGCAUUCGUCGCGAAUGGCAGCGAAUUUGGAUUUUGCAAUGCGCCCGACGAGUGCACCGUGGAUUCAAGGGGAUGCAUCGCUGAGAAUCACUUCACAAAAAAACGUUAUAUCCUUUAUGAUGUGAAUCCUGCAGAAGGCUUUAAUUUGAGAAGAGAUGUGUAUAUUCGUAUUGCCGUUUUCUUAAGAAAAUUAAUUGAGAGGGACAAGGAAUUCCAGUGGCAACUGGUUUUACCACCAUGGGGUAAUCUAUAUCACUGGCGAAGCAGAAAUAUAGGAUUCCAAGAGCGUCUACCUUGGGGUACCUUUUUUGACAUUACGAGUUUACAACUGUAUAUACCUGUCAUUGAGAUGUACGAAUUUCUGAAAGAGUACUCAUGUGGGAACAGAGAGGUGCAACUUGAUCGUCUGUACAUUCUACAAAAUGACGAGGAAAUGUUCAAGACAGGUAAAUUCGAGGACAAAAACGAGCUGGUAGAUUGCGAUCAUAAUUCUUUGCGAUACCACAAAUUAAAACAACAUAUGUACACUGGUCCAUUCUGGGGCUAUUCUAAUGUCACGGCUCGAGACGUGAAAUGUCUUAAAUUCCACGGCAUGGCACGAGACCUUUCCCAGAAUCUCAUGCCAACGCAAUACAGAUCUGUAAUGUUUCAUCGCAUGGAGAUUGCUUUACACGAUGAAUACGGGUCUAAAGAAUAUUGGAGAGCUAGACGCAGCAUGCGUUAUAAUCCUGAAUUGUACGAUAUCGCAGAAGAUUAUAGGAAAACUUUUCUGAAUUCUACGAAUGAGAAUGAUAAUACGGAGCGACCAGCGGAUUGGACUAAAGAGAAGAAUCGGCGAAAUGCAAGAGGCGGGCCAUAUUUGGCGGUUCAUCUUAGAAGACGCGAUUUUAUCAUGGCUCACAAGGCGUCGGUGCCGACAAUAAUGAAUACUGCCUUACAAUUACAAAAAAGAAUGGCUAAACUUGGGCUAACUCUACUGUUUGUUGCAACAGAUGCAGAGCAAUACGAAUUUGAAGAACUUAAGUUGUAUUUACCCCAGUAUAAAGUCAUGAAAUAUGUGCCAUCUGAUUAUGUGAUAAAUAAAUUUAAAGAUGGUGGAGUCGCCAUCAUUGAUCAAAUAAUCUGUUCAUAUGCCAGAUAUUUUAUAGGAACCCAUGAAUCUACGUUUACGUUUAGAAUACAAGAAGAUAGGGAGAUUAUCGGGUUUCCAUCAGAUACUACAUUUAAUAAAUUAUGUAAGACUAAUGAGGAUUGUACAAUAGAUGGAUUUUGGUCAAUUGUCUGGUGAUAUUUCG
This is a messenger RNA of Trachymyrmex cornetzi, 1598 nucleotides long. RefSeq names its product O-fucosyltransferase 2 (gene O-fut2). The transcript has 9 exons. Gene Ontology annotation, biological process: protein O-linked glycosylation via fucose. Gene Ontology annotation, molecular function: peptide-O-fucosyltransferase activity. The record is from RefSeq and is a predicted model, not a curated record. The coding region runs from base 266 to 1591 and encodes 441 amino acids. Lineage: Eukaryota; Metazoa; Arthropoda; Insecta; Hymenoptera; Formicidae.